Molecule: messenger RNA, 1191 nt
Organism: Mirounga angustirostris (Northern elephant seal)
Lineage: Eukaryota; Metazoa; Chordata; Mammalia; Carnivora; Phocidae
Gene: PTGES3L
Product: prostaglandin E synthase 3 like
Exons: 8
Coding region: 141-980 (279 amino acids)
Biological process (GO): protein folding; chaperone-mediated protein complex assembly
Cellular component (GO): nucleus; cytosol
Molecular function (GO): Hsp90 protein binding; protein-folding chaperone binding
Source: RefSeq, a predicted model, not a curated record
UCCCCGCGGGUGGGUCGUCUAUUCCUUUUUUUUUUUUAAUAAAGAUUUUAUUUAUUAUUUGACAGAGAGAGAGAGAGAGAGCACAUGAGAGGGGGGAGGGGCAGAGGGAGAAGCAGACUCCCUGCCGAGCAGGGAGCCCGAUGCGGGACUCGAUCCCGGGACUCCAGGAUCAUGACCUGAGCCGAAGGCAGUCGCUUAACCAACUGAGCCAUCCAGGCGCCCCGGGUCGUCUAUUCCUAAUCUGUACAUUUCUGGAGACACUGAGAUGUGAAGGGCUGUCGGGAUUACGCUCUUCUAGAGUCUCUCCGAAGUGCGGAUCCCUUGGCUGUGGGGGCCACGUUCCCCCUUCCUCUAAAGCCUUCCCCGACCAUAUAAGGAGAGGCAGCUGCUGGGGGCGUCCCCAGGAUCUAAAGAUAGCAGUCGCUGGCUCGGAGUCCAAAUGCCACCGGGUAGCGGGGAGCCGCCAUGGCAAGUCUUCCCUCUCCCACCCCUAUGAAGCCCCACCGCAACUCCUCUGCAGGCAGCAUGCCCGGAUGCUGUGGUACGACAGGCCCAGGUACGUGUUCAUGGAGUUUUGUGUUGAGGACAGCACCGAUGUCCAUGUGCUCAUCGAGGACCACCGUAUUGUGUUCAGCUGCAAGAAUGCCGACGGAGUGGAGUUGUACAAUGAGAUAGAAUUCUAUGCUAAGGUGAACUCCAAGGACUCCCAGGAUAAGCGCUCUGGUCGCUCCAUUACUUGCUUCGUGAGGAAAUGGAAGGAGAAGGUAGCCUGGCCCCGACUCACUAAAGAGGAUGUCAAGCCAGUGUGGUUGUCUGUGGACUUUGAUAACUGGAGGGACUGGGAAGGGGAUGAAGAGGUGGAGCUGGCUCAGGUGGAACAUUACGCAGAGCUUUUGAAGAAGGUCAGCAGCAAGAGACCUCCUCCUGGCAUGGAUGACCUGGAUGAUGAUUCUGACAGCACUGAAGCAACAAGUAAUUAACUUCUGCACCUGAGUAUGGCUGCAUCAGAUGGCAGGAUAGGAGAGGAGUAGACUGGUGGGGCUCCUGAGUUUCUACCAAUUGCCUGUAAUCUUUGUGUUUGUUUGGGCCAGUCAUCAGGGCUCUCUUGAGUAUUCGAGCAUGUGUAUAUAUGUGCUGGAGCAAAAGCCAAAGAAGCAGCAGAUAGAUUAUAAUAAAUCUGUAAGAACUGUU